Molecule: messenger RNA, 1827 nt
Organism: Macrosteles quadrilineatus (aster leafhopper)
Lineage: Eukaryota; Metazoa; Arthropoda; Insecta; Hemiptera; Cicadellidae
Exons: 2
Coding region: 1-1827 (608 amino acids)
Source: RefSeq, a predicted model, not a curated record
AUGGACCUGCCUAACAUUACCUCUGGUUCUCUCCAUCAACUUAGGGGAUUCAUCAACUUGUUCUACGAACAUAGUGAGGCCCUUAAAGCCCUCGAUUGUGAUGUCUCAUCUAACUCUAACCCCUUACUGUAUUGCUCAAACGGCUACUUCUACCCGAGGACUGACACACUUGACCACUCUCUUCCACCAACCACUCUCUCAGACCUCACCAUGGCAACUCAGCACCCCUUCCUCAUUUUAGAUAGGAUUUCUAUGGAUUUACCUAGAGCAAAACUGACCCCGGAAGUGUUCCACAAAGCCAAAGCCUACACACUAGCUGACCCUACGUUCCACUUACCUAGUAGUGUAGAUGUUCUGUUAGGUGGAAGUUUAUUCCCACAGUUACUCACUAACGAAAGCCACUCGCUUGGUCCCAACCUCCCCCAUGCUGUAGGCAGCCAUUUUGGAUUCAUUAUAAUGGGACAAGCACCAUGUACGUCAAUCACUCCUCUUUCAACACAUUAUUCUGUAUCCAUGCUCUCUGUCAAUGACACAGAGUUACAUAACUCGUUGCAAAGGUUCUGGUUGCAGGAAGAACUACCUCCAUGCAAUAAACGGACAGCGGAAGAAGAACUUUGCGACAAACAUUUUGACGCCACUCACGCUAGAGAUUCAGACGGACGUUACAUUGUCAGUCUUCCAUUCAAACAGGCUCACCCCCCUCUUGGAGCUUCUAAGCUUGCUGCGGAGCGUAGAUUUCGCGCACUGGAACACAAAUUCCGAUCUCAGCCUAAUUUCUCGGAACUUUAUCAUGAGUUUAUGAGUGAUUACCUCUUAGCAGGUCACAUGGAAAAGGUUUCCACCAUUGACUUAUCUCAACCUCAUUAUUUCCUCCCUCACCAUGGGGUACUAAAGGAUACUAGCAGUACCACAAAGCUACGCACAGUUUUUGAUGCUAGUGCGCAGACUAGCACAGGUAUCUCUCUAAACGACGUCCUUCUCACUGGACGAAAACUCCAAACAGACAUUUGUGACAUUUUACUAAAUUUUAGAGUCCAUAAUGUUGUUUUUACCUGUGACAUACGGCAAAUGUACCGACAAAUUCGAGUCCGCCCAGAAGACCAGAAUUUUCAGCUGAUCCUAUGGCGUGAAGACCCCUCUCACGAGCUUGACAUCUACAAGUUGACAACAGUGACCUACGGCUUAAAUAGUUCCCCCUAUCUGGCCAUAAAGACCUUGGGGCAACUGGUGAAGGAAGAAGGUGAAGCUUUCCAUAACGCAGCCAGAAUCAUCAUCUCUCAUUCCUAUGUUGAUGACAUCAUCACAGGCUCUGUUGACGAAGAAUCAGCCCUCCAACUCCAGGGUCAACUCAUCGCCCUCCUGAAGAAAGGUGGAUUUGAACUCCAGAAGUGGUCGUCAAAUUCCCCUCGCCUACUGGAAGCAGUUCCAGAAGAUCAUCGUGAGACACCUGUCUUUAUGCAAGAUCCAGAGCAACCUCAUUACUCCAUCUUAGGACUACACUGGUCACCUACUACGGAUUCCUUCUCCUAUCACUUGGACCUACCCUCCGGCGCUUGUACUAAGCGUCAGCUACUCAGCAACAUCACAAGAAUUUACGACCCUGGUGGUUUUUUCUGUGACUUUGACAUGGACUACUCCUUCUUCAGAUCUUCAUGCUGGAGACCUCAUCCUACUUCAGGAGUCAUCACCCCCCUUCAGUGGCCCCUGGGACGCAUCACCGCAACACAUCCCGGAGACGAUGGUAUAGUGCGUGUGGUGGACGUGCGCACCAACCAGGGUACAUAUCGAAGGCCUGUCUCAAAGGUCUUCCCUCUUCUCAUAGACUAA